Macrobrachium nipponense is the source of this 1311-nucleotide messenger RNA. RefSeq lists its product as uncharacterized. NCBI's taxonomy places the organism in Eukaryota, Metazoa, Arthropoda, Malacostraca, Decapoda, Palaemonidae. The transcript is spliced from 3 exons. Bases 33 to 647 code for a protein of 204 amino acids. The record is from RefSeq and is a predicted model, not a curated record.
GAACAAGAUCUCGAAAAAACCCGGAAGUAGAAAUGGAGACAGAGCUCCCAUGUCUCAGGAUGGGAGAAAACGAGGGGAGGCCGGUACAGACAGUCAGAGUGGCAGAAGGGACAAUGCGAAUCAGGGCAAAGGAAGGAAUGGCCCUCGAAAAGCUGCCAACACAAACGACGCUGGAUCACCAUCAGCAAAGGAUAACAAAGACUCGAAGAAGGUGUCUGUCAAACAACAGACCUGCAGAUACCAAGAUAUGCAAGAGGAGGAGCGGCACUUGCAGGACGAAAUGCCUCUCUGGCGAGACAGCGAAGGGCAAAUGCAGAGGGAAGGGCUGCAUGUGUUGCAUCACAGCCGCAAGUUGCACAUCUACUGCCCAGUGUAAGAAGGCUAAAGGCAAAUGCGCCGCCAAAUGCAAGAAGAGCGAGAGGGAGGUCCCCAGUGGGUGUACCGGAGAUGCUUCCUGCCUCUGUUGCGGGAAGAAGUGUCAGCCUAAACCUGGAUGCACAGCCGCGGGCGGAACUUGUGUUGAGAAGGAGGCGGACUGUGCUGGAAUAUUCCAGCUAAAUGGCUGCAAGUUCGGUUGCCAUUGUUGUGCUCCCAUUCCUCCACCUACAACAAUGCCACCCCCAACUGCCUCCUCAUCUACAACAUAGACGCUUUGGUGACGGAAGAAUUUCAAGAACACCAAGAACAGUCAAAACCUUUGGAAAUGGAAUCAACCGGAUAAUCAGCUUAUGGGACUACUAAUAAUGACAAUGGCCAAAAAUAUGAAACAUCUUUCUUCUAUUACAUAACUAAUAAUAUAAUCAAAACAUAUUUAGGACUGAAAUACUCCUGACUUAUUCUUUGAAACUUAUGGCGAAUGUCAACUUAGCGCCAAGCAAUUUAAUUCCAAUCUUUAAUUUUUGCAUUACACACAACUCAUGCUUAUAAAUUGAUUUUCAAUUUAAAACUUUAACAGUACACAAAACUCAUGUUUUCAAAUCAUUUUCAUUUGUUCAUUUAAAAAUAAACAAAACUCAUCAUUCUAAAUCAUUAAUUUGCCUUUAAGACAUCUUGAAGAGUAUACAUAAAUAAAUAAAAAUGGCCUUGGACAUGAACUGUAUAUGUGAUUUUCUAAGCUGAUCUUUUCUUGAAGAAGCUGUAAAUAAAAGAGGAUUAUCUAAUUUUCUUGAAUUUGUCAUUAAAACUAAUUGUCAGAAAAUUGAUACAAAUCUACAAGGCAUCGAAUAUAAUUGUGUAUUUGAACUUGUAUAUGUUGUAAUUUUGAUUGGUAAAAAUCUUUAAAACAUAAUAAACAUUGUAAUGCAGAGCAAA